Molecule: messenger RNA, 1984 nt
Organism: Arabidopsis lyrata subsp. lyrata
Lineage: Eukaryota; Viridiplantae; Streptophyta; Magnoliopsida; Brassicales; Brassicaceae
Product: protein LATERAL ROOT PRIMORDIUM 1
Exons: 2
Coding region: 842-1807 (321 amino acids)
Biological process (GO): positive regulation of DNA-templated transcription
Cellular component (GO): nucleus
Molecular function (GO): DNA-binding transcription factor activity; DNA binding
Source: RefSeq, a predicted model, not a curated record
CUUUGAGUUAUUAUUAUUAUUAUAAAAAAGAAUCAUAAAAUAAGUUUUUAAAAAAAAAAAAAAAAGGUAAACCAACAAAAAUUCACUUGCCUCCUCUAUCUAUCUUUCUGCAGUUGUCCAUGAUGAUUAUUAGAGAGAGACAGGAACAAGACGAAACAAUCUAGAACAAGAAACCAAAACAUAAACCACUAUUGUUUUUGAAGGAGGUAAGAAAGAAAGAUCCAGAAGAAACCCAAGAUUAGAGCAAAAUCAGACAGCACCAAGUAAAAACCAGUUUUUUUAGAGAGAGAAAGUAGGAAACGGGUCAGAUUGUUAGAGAGAGAGAGAGAGAGAGAGGAAGCGAAAAAAGAGUCGCAGUGUUCUUUUUCCUCUGCGUGAGCAGAGACAAACAGAGAUAGUGACAGUAGAUUUCGAAAAAUCUAUUUUGGAUUUGUUUUUGUUUUUGGUUUUAUCGGAAAAAUUUGUAGGAUCCAUCUUCAUCUUUCUCUAUCAGCUCAGAUUUGUAUAGAUUUAUGGGUUAUGUGCAUUGGAGCUGUGUACUGUGACUUUUAUUUUUCUAUAAUUUUUAUUUUAUUUUUGGAAUUAGGGUUUGGUUUAAUCAGCUGUGGCUACAACGAGGAGGCAUAAUCUACCGACGUCGGAUUCCGGUGCGUUCACCGACUGGGCGGCGACGACGACGACACCUUCCCGUGCCACCGAGGAUCUAUCUCUUGGUUUCAAUGCUGGUCCCUCCGUCAUCCACGGCGGUAUAGGCUCAGCUUCCGUCGCCGCCGGCGUUCCAUCAUGGCAUCCUGGAUCUUCUGUCCGUUACGGCCUACCUUCGUCGGCGGCGGCGACGGAGAUGGGCAUGGUGGGUCUGCGAGACGUCUUCGUUGUUGCUCCGGCUUAUCAUCACCAGAACGCUGGAGUUAUAUCUGGAUCGGAACAUAUGAACAGUAAUGCAGCUGCGGCGGCGCUCGGUGUCGGAGUGAUUCCUCUACUCACGGCGGGUCCACCGCAGCAAAACGUGGAAGACUCCGACAUUAACUUCCUCGGAAACAACCGGAGAUGGCAGAACAACAACAACACCCACGAAACGCAGUAUCUUCACUUCAAGAGUACUAACCAGACAACGGUCGGAACGAGUUCGAACAACUCGGGGUCUGGCUCAGGCGUAUCGGGAACCGCCACGUGUCAAGACUGUGGAAAUCAGGCGAAGAAGGAGUGUAAGCAGAGGCGGUGCAGGACGUGCUGCAAGAGCCGUGGCUUUGAUUGUUCUACUCACGUGAAGAGCACGUGGGUCUCUGCCGCUCGGCGGAGAGAGAGGCAGGUCAUGCCUACCGGCGCCAAUCCAACGGCUGGCUCGUCUCUGUCGACCUCCUCCGGGACGAAGAAGCCGAGGAUCGUAGGGUCUCAACAACAACAACAACAAGCCACUUCUCAUACUUCAACUUCUAACACGCCUCCUCAAAGUUUCGAGACCAGUUCCAGCCGACAAGACGGAGGAGGGUCAAGAGAAGCAUGGCCAGGGCAGGUUAGGGCUACGGCUGUGUUCAAGUGUGUUAGAGUAACGGCAGUGGAGGACGGGGAUGACGAGUACGCGUACCAAGCGGUGGUGAAAAUCGGUGGCCAUGUCUUUAAAGGAUUCUUGUACGAUCAAGGGCUUGAACCCAAAGAAGGUUUUCCUAAUAUGUCGGAUUUGCAUUUAGGUGGUGCAGCUAAUAACCAUAACGGAGUUUCAGCCUCUGCGCCUAUUCUCGACCCGCCAAAUGUUGCUUAUGGUGGUGGUGGUGGUGGCGGCGGUUCAGGCGGUGGGUUUUACGGUUAAACCAAAUUCAAGAAAGUUUAUUGUUUGAAUGAAAGAUUUUCUCUGAUAUUUUUCUCCAGUGGGGUUAGAUACAAACGAAAUAGUUCAACAACUCUGUUGUAUGAAUUGUCCACUCGGACGAACUACUUCUAAAUUCUAAUGCUGCAACAAACGUAUCGACAGUUAUUUUUUUUUACU